This is a messenger RNA of Aedes aegypti (yellow fever mosquito), 1450 nucleotides long. RefSeq lists its product as uncharacterized. NCBI's taxonomy places the organism in Eukaryota, Metazoa, Arthropoda, Insecta, Diptera, Culicidae. The transcript has 2 exons. The record is from RefSeq and is a predicted model, not a curated record. The coding region runs from base 185 to 1132 and encodes 315 amino acids.
UCUGAUUUCGUUGUACCCUAAUGCCACUCAUGUACUCCAGCCUUUGGACGUGGCUUUUUUUAGGCCAUUGAAAGUCCAGUGGAAUAAACGUUUGAUUGAAUAUCGAACUUUUCAUGCUGGCCAAACAUUGCCGAAACAUGAAAUUGCACCGCUCUUGAAAAAAGCAGUCGAUGACAUCAAAAACAUGAAAACUGUAAUCAUGAACGGGUUUCGGAAGUGUGGAAUCGUACCGUGGAAUCCAAAUGCGGUCAACUAUGGCAUUUUGUUGAAAGGACAAACUUCAAGUACUGCCAAAGACACGCGUGAAGCUGUUGAACCUGGUGAACAGGACAGCCGUGACAUUACUGAAGCCCAACCCGGAGCUCAACAUUGUCUGCAAUAUCUGGAAUCUUGUCUCAAAGUUGGUCAAUUAAAAAUGUUUGAAAAGCAUCAAUCUGAUUCCAUUUGGCCGGGUCCUGUAGGAGACACCAAUUUGUUCUAUACAUGGCAGGACAUUAAGAAGAAAGCGAACUUAAAUCUCCCAGCAGACGAUCCCGAUGAGUUCCAUGGAUUUGAAACAAAUGAUGUCGAGGAAGAUCGGAUUAACAUGCUCCAGUGGAAGGAUACUGUCGGAAGCUCUUGGGAUACAACUACGCAGCAAACAGGGAACAUCACUGAACUAACGGGAACUGCUGAAAACGUGGAAGAAAGUCUUGUGAACGGAAAUUUGAAAGAAGAAACUGUAACAGGCAUUUCAAAAAAUCCAGCCAAUAUUAAAAUCUUGAGACAACAACCGGUUAACCAAAAUUCGACAGAAGAUCCAAAAUCUCCAUCACAAGCCUUGUCUAGCUUGUCCCUGGCAGGAAUGAAGCAAAAUUUGUUUAGCGUUGCCUUCACUUUGCCCAAAGCUACUCCUAAGCCCCCGAAAGAUCGCAAACGACCUCGUCCUCCUGCUGUCGCCACAAGCGAUGAGUACAGAGCGUGGUUCCAGAAGAUAGAGUUAGACAAAAAGGAAGAAGAACAAAUACGUGCAGAGAAGAAAGCAGCCAGAGAUGCCAAGAAAGUAGCCAGAGAUGUCAAGAAAGCAGCCUCAGCAUUACGACUCAAAGCAAAGUCUAAAGCUGGUCCGAAAAGGGCAAAGCUCGUUAUUUAAAUUUUAAUGACAUGUAAUUAUCUGGAUACUUAAAUAUAAAGUUGUUUUUGUUAAUUUUCCGGAGUUUUUAAAAUGCGUCAAAUUAGGAACAUAAUGCGUCAAAUUAGGCACACUGUGAAAACGGUGCGUCAAGUUAGGAACACGGAGUGCGAUACGAAAACUGUUCGUCCCAUGAGUAAAUAAACCCAUAUGAACUUCUUUCUCAUUUUUCCCAUAUUCUAUAAUGGUUUAACUGUUACGGUGUAAAAUAUGAACAAAAUUGGUCUCAUUUUUAUUUUAUUAUUCACGUUUGAUUACAAAAUUUUGUUAACCGCGUCA